AACUCUCACUUCUCCUUCCUCCUCCGUCAUCUGCUACAGUAUCUGGUUCAAAAAAGGAAGUCGUUGGUUCUGGAACCUCCGCCUGUGUAUAAAAAAACCCUAAUCGCAAAAGCUUCACCGCCCUCAGACCGCCGAUCCCAACAAAACCCAUUUCUCAAUUUUCUUCAAAAAAUUAAAAAAAUGGGCGAAAAUAAAAAAGGAAAAAGAGGUCGAAAAGCCAAAACCCCAGAAGCCGAUGACACCAACAUCACCACCAUGGACAUCCAAUACACCAACCCCACCGCCGCGGAUGACGCCGUCUCAGUUCCGGCGAGCGAAUCCACCUCGGACCCCGGCAGCUCCCAGCCCGCCCGCCGCGGUAGAGGGCGUCCCAGAAAGACCGAGAACGCCAACAUGGCGGGUUCGCCGGAACGGCGGAGCUCGAGACACAUGGAUCAGAACGGCGAUGGUGGGCACGCCUUGGCGGUCGUUUCGGAGCCGCCGAUGAUGGUGCCGAGCCGGGAGAGCGUGGAGAAGGUGGUCCCCGCCAUGGACGCCGUCGUGAAGGUGUUCUGUGUCCACACGGAGCCGAAUUUCUCGCUGCCGUGGCAGCGGAAGCGCCAGUACAGUUCGAGCAGUAGUGGGUUUGUGAUUAGGGGAAGGAGGGUGCUGACCAAUGCGCAUUCUGUGGAGCACUAUACGCAGGUGAAGCUCAAGAAACGCGGCUCUGAGACGAAGUACUUGGCCACUGUGUUAGCCAUAGGCACCGAGUGUGAUAUCGCGAUGCUUACUGUGAGCGAUGAUGAGUUCUGGAAAGGAGUUUCACCUCUGGAGUUUGGAGAGUUACCUGCACUCCAAGAUGCCGUGACAGUUGUCGGCUACCCUAUUGGGGGUGACACGAUCUCUGUGACAAGUGGUGUUGUGUCACGUAUGGAGAUACUGUCUUAUGUUCAUGGAUCGACUGAGCUUCUAGGACUGCAGAUAGACGCUGCAAUAAACUCUGGCAACUCUGGUGGGCCUGCCUUUAAUGAUAAGGGAGAAUGCGUGGGUAUCGCGUUUCAGUCUCUUAAACAUGAAGAUGCGGAAAAUAUAGGCUAUGUCAUACCGACACCAGUUAUUAAGCACUUCAUCCAAGAUUAUGAGAAGAAUGGGGCAUAUACAGGGUUCCCAGUUCUUGGAAUCGAAUGGCAGAAGAUGGAAAAUCCUGAUCUGCGGAUCUCAAUGGGGAUGAGACCUGAUCAAAAGGGUGUGCGUGUUAGAAGAGUUGAACCUACAGCUCCACAUUCUCAUGUUCUGCAGCCAUCUGAUGUUAUUCUUAGCUUCGAUGGGGUUAAUAUUGCAAAUGACGGCACAGUUCCAUUCAGGCAUGGAGAGCGCAUAGGUUUCAAUUACCUUGUCUCUCAAAAAUAUACUGGCGAUAGUGCUCUAGUAAAAGUUCUUCGUAACUCAGAGAUACUUGAGUACAACAUAAAACUUGGAACUCACAAGCGACUCAUCCCAGCACACAUUAAGGGUAAACCUCCUUCAUAUUACAUCGUUGGUGGUUUUGUUUUUGCAGCUGUAUCUGUUCCAUAUCUGCGUUCUGAGUAUGGAAAGGAUUACGAAUUUGAUGCUCCAGUCAAGCUGCUGGACAAACAUUUACAUGCAAUGGCGGAGUCUAUCGAUGAACAGCUAGUUGUUGUUUCUCAGGUGCUUGUUGCUGACAUUAACAUUGGAUACGAGGACAUUGUGAACACUCAGGUUCUUGCUUUCAAUGGUAGGCCUGUGAAAAAUCUGAAGAGUCUGGUUAGCAUGGUGGAGAAUUGUGACGACAAGUACCUAAAGUUUGACCUAGAAUACAAUCAGAUGGUUGUACUAGAGACAAAAACCGCCAUGGCGUCAACUCUAGAUAUCCUCCUUACACAUUGCAUACCUUCAGCUAUGUCUGAUGACCUUAAGUCUUAAGCCCUGAAAGGAGACCUAUUCCCAUAGAUGAAGUUUAGAAUGCUUGUAGAAGGAAGGGAAAUAUUUCAUUCUCCUACGGAGAACAGAAGCCGGGAAUUAAUCCGCCAUUUCUGUCAUAACCAGCUUCUUGAAGUAUCUGCAGACGUUCGACCGCGUUAUAACGAUGUCUUCCCUAUGUUAUUGUAUUUAUAUUAGCCAGUUCUUGUUACAGAGCAGAAGAAAGCAGCGAGGAAUUGAAGUUCGGUUUUUCCUAGGAUUAGUUAGCAUCAUACGUUCUGAGUUUUGUCAAUUUCAGUACCAGCUAAAAACAUGUGAGAUGUUCAUCAUGUAACAUUUUAACCGGCUGAUUUAUUUGAGAAUAAUACAAGUUGGAUGGAUUGUACUAUAAAA
Messenger RNA from Pyrus x bretschneideri (Chinese white pear), 2313 nucleotides. Its product is annotated as protease Do-like 9. NCBI's taxonomy places the organism in Eukaryota, Viridiplantae, Streptophyta, Magnoliopsida, Rosales, Rosaceae. The record is from RefSeq and is a predicted model, not a curated record. The transcript is spliced from 9 exons. The coding region runs from base 181 to 1923 and encodes 580 amino acids. Gene Ontology annotation, molecular function: protein binding; serine-type endopeptidase activity. Gene Ontology annotation, biological process: proteolysis.